Molecule: messenger RNA, 2738 nt
Organism: Capra hircus (goat)
Lineage: Eukaryota; Metazoa; Chordata; Mammalia; Artiodactyla; Bovidae
Gene: DEUP1
Product: deuterosome assembly protein 1
Exons: 15
Coding region: 140-1951 (603 amino acids)
Biological process (GO): de novo centriole assembly involved in multi-ciliated epithelial cell differentiation; centriole replication
Cellular component (GO): deuterosome; centriole
Source: RefSeq, a predicted model, not a curated record
CGGGCGGCGGGCCGAGGCGGGCCCGGAGGCGGGUGCGGGCCCUCGCGGCUGCCAGAGGCCCAGGCGCUGCCACUCGAGGGGCCUCAGACCCGGAGAGCGCGGCGCGGCGCAGGUUUAAAAAUCAAGAAAUACAAACCAGAUGCAGCAGUUUCUUGACAUGGAGAACCAAACCCAUAAUACAUUGGGAGCUUCUCCUUGUGAGGCAGAGCUCCAGGAAUUAAUGGAGCAAAUUGACAUCAUGGUAAACAACAAAAAAUUGGACUGGGAAAGGAAGAUGCGGGCUCUGGAGACACGAUUAGAUCUUCGGGAUCAAGAGUUGGCAAAUGCACAGACGUGUCUGGAACAGAAAGGUCAAGAGGUGGGGUUACUUCGACAGAAGUUGGACAGUUUGGAAAAAUGUAACUUAGCAAUGACUCAAAAUUAUGAAGGACAACUACAAACCCUGAAAGCUCAAUUUUCCAAACUAACUAAUAGCUUUGAAAAACUGAGAUUACACCAGAUGAAACAAAAUAAAUUUCGACGAAAAGAAGUACCACACCUCAAAGAAGAAAUGCCCCUUGAACUGAACAAUUUGAACCAGAAAUUAGAGGAAUUUAGAGCAAAGUCAAGAGAAUGGGACAAGCAAGAGAUACUGUAUCAGACUCAUCUGGUUUCUUUAGAUGCUCAACAAAAAAUAUUAUCUGAGAAGUGUAAUCAAUUUCAGAAACAGGCACAAAGUUACCACACUCAGCUAAAUGGUAAGAAACAGAGCAUAGAAGACAGCAGCCCUGAAAUUCCGCGGCUGGUAUGUGAACCGGAUUCCACUUGUGAAACCAGUGAAAGAGAUGAAUUCAUUAUUGAAAAAUUAAAAUCAGCUGUGAGUGAAAUAGCGCUAAGCAGGAAUAAGUUACAAGAUGAAAAUCAGAAGCUUUUACAAGAACUGAAAAUGUACCAAAGACAGUGCCAGGCCAUGGAAGCAGGACUCUCAGAAGUGAAAAGUGAGUUACAGUCACGUGAUGAUCUCUUGAGAAUUAUAGAAAUGGAACGAUUGCAGUUGCACAGAGAACUGUUAAAACUAGGAGAGUCCCAAAGUACUCAAGAAAACAAGAAAAGACUUGAAUCAUCUUAUUCACCAUCUAUUAAAGAAUCAGAAAAAAAAAGGAAAGAGCUAUUUUCGGUGACCCCAGAUCAACCAGAUCAUGAAAAAGAGUUGGACAAGAUAAGAAGUCAUCUCUAUCAGGAGGAAGAGUACCACAGCUCUGAGCAGGAAAGAAUGAGGAAUGAAAUCUCUGACCUAACACAGGAGCUUCAUCAGAAGGAGAUCACUAUAGCAACUGUCAUGAAGAAAGCUGCCCUUCUGGAAAGACAGUUAAAAAUGGAGCUAGAGAUAAAAGAGAAAAUGCUAUCGAAACAACAGAUGUUGGAUACGAGGUACAAAGCUGUCAGGACUGAAAACACACACCUGAAAGGCAUGAUGGGAGACCUGGACCCCGGACGGUACAUGACAAGUGGAGUUACUGAUAUAAAGAGUGUAGACUUCACUAACAGGGAACAUUCAAGGCACACAUCUAUUAACAAACUGGAGUACGAGAAUGAAAGGCUCCGAAGUGAUCUUGCAAAACUUCAUGCCAGUGGAAAAUCAACAUGGGCUAAUCAAAAUACCUAUGAAGAAGCAGGAAGAUUUAACCACGAUCGUGAGCCAAACAGAAGUGCAACACCUCCAUUGCCAUCUUUGCCAUUUCAAACCAAAGAAAUAGCCAGUCCUUUGGUUAGUGAUGAUGAGGUAUUCCCCAUGUCUCCCCCAGAUACAUCCUUCCCGGCUUCUCUGGCUACACAGCAUUUCCUUCUGGAGGAGGAGAAGCGAGCAAAAGAACUUGAAAAACUUCUCAAUACACAUAUUGAUGAACUGCAAAGACACACAGAAUUUACUCUUAAUAAAUACACCAAGCUAAAACACAGUAGACACAUAUGAGCUUUUAAACGUUUUUAUUUGCUUCCCCCACCCCAGGAAAACAAAGCUCUGGCAAAAUAUUUACACAGCUGAUUAAUGAAACUGAGAAAUUUUGUUCUGUUUUCUUGAGUAAAUCAUUUCUGUAAGGCAGCUAGAAAAUAGUAAGUAUUUUGUUUGAUAAAGCUCUUUGUAUUUCUGUAUUAACAUAAUAAAUUGUUUAGCUACAAAGUUACCGUAAAAUAAACAUGACUACUCCAAAAGAGACUUGUUCCCUCCAGUCUAAGGAAUUGUUUGGAAUUAAAUAUUGCAGCUUUUCCCCACUUUAAUGUGUACGGGAACCCAUUUCCUCUGUAACAACACAUGAUGAGGGAAAGGGCUGCAUGAUAUUCUAAGAAUAAACACAGGAAGUGCAGCUCCAUUGUACUAGGUUUGAAAAUUCAAGGAUUUUUUUAAAUGAAAAAUAUUAAGUAUUUUAAACUAUGUAAAUAUCCUAAAAUUUCUUUUAGAAAAAAACAUAGAGCUUACUGUUUCUGCAUUCAUCUUUGUAAUGUCUUUCUGUUUUAACGCAAAAAGAUGUGGCACAUACUGUCUGCAUGCUUAAAACAUGUGCCAAAGAUUAAUGCUUCAUGUACUAAUUACUUCAUGGACAUAAAAUAGAAAGCAUCACUGUUACUUUCUCCUUUGUAAUACCUCUGUUUUAAAUAUAAUAAAGAAAUGAGACAUUCUUUGGACUUAAAAUGCAAAUGCCAAGUCUGUAUAGAAGAGUAAUAGCAUGGUAGCGAACAAUAAAACUCAAGUUACAAAUAAA